AUGCCGCCCGAGCCCACUUCGCCCGAGCGGCGCCUCAAGACGAUGCGCCCAGCCGACUCCGUCGAAGCGUUCGGUAGACUUCCAACUUCCAACUCGCUGUUUACCUUCGCAAUCGCUUCCUUCCCCAUGAACCGCUCCAGUACGACCGUGGCAUUGGCCACCGCUGCGGCCGCCACCGUCACAGUGGUGCUUUGGUGGCGUUCACGUGCACGGCGCUGCAAGGCCUUUCCGCCAGCCAAGCCUGUUGAGGACCUCAUUCGUCGAGGGCUCCGGAAGCAGGACUUGCCCUCCGAGGCCGAUGCCAUCGUCAUCGGUGCAGGUCCUGCAGGCCUCUCGUUGGCCGUGUUGCUGGGGAACUUCGGCCGCAAGGUCCUGGUGCUGGAGCAGCACGACCGCGCCGGAGGCGGCCUACACAGCUUCACCGAGCAUGGCUACGAGUUCGAGACCGGUUUCCACUACUUAGGCGAGAUGCAGAAGGGGGCCGAGCUGCGAUCCAUCGUGGAUUCCUUGACCAACGAGGAAGUGGAGUUCACCAACCUUGACGCGCGUUCGGGGGGCAUCUACGACAAGGUGGUCUUCCAGAAUGGCUCGGAUCACCUGGGAGUUCCGAAUGGCCUGGAGCAAUGGCUGGAAGUCUUGCAGCAGAAGUUCCCCGAAGAACGCGAGGCCAUCGCCGUGUAUGGCCGAGACUUGAAGGCGGCCAUGGUCACGUUCUUCCCCACCAUGGUCUGGCGUACCUUGCCCUUCGACUGGCUCAGAAAGCUGCUCUAUCCACUGCUGGCAGCACCGGCCAUGAAAUUGUCCAAGCCGGCGAGUGAGCGAUUGGAUGAGAUCACCAGGAAUGGCAAGUUGAAGGCUUUCAUGGGCUACUUGGCCCUGGGAUGCAUCGGCAUGACCGACGCGGCAGCUGACUGGAGGUCCAUCUUGGGCGUCCAGGUGCAUUUCAGCGAGGGCGCGUACUUCCCGCAUGGAGGCCCCAGCGCCAUCACCCGCGCGAUGGUGCAGAAGAUCGAGAGCCAAGGAGGGCGCGUUUAUGUACGCGCGCGAGUAGAUGAUCUGCUGUGGGAGGGCCAGAGCUGCUGUGGGGUCGUGCUGGAGAAGGACAGCUUAACGGUCCGUGCCCCUAUCGUGGUCUCCUCGGUGGGCCUUCACAAUACCGAGAGGUUCCUCCGCGAGAAGCCCUGCCACGACGCUUUCGUGGAGCGCUUGCGGCCUCUGCAGCGGACGCACGGCCACCUCUUUCUGUUCGUUGGCCUCAAAGGAAGCGCCGCGGAGCUCAACUUGCCCAGCAACAACCUGUGGGUGCUGCCCGGUGAGGACCUGUCACGGCGCAUGGCGGAGUUCCACGCGGACCACGAGGCGCCCUUCGGCUAUGUGGGCUUGGCCUUUCCUAGCGCCAAGGACCCCUCCUACCAUGAGCGCAACCCGGAUCGAUGCACCUGCGCAGUGGUUGCAGGUGAUGUGCCCUGGGAUUGGUUCGAGAAGUGGCAGAGCACCAAAGUUCGACACCGCGGCCAGGACUACGAAGCCUUUAAGAAGAGCUUCGAGGAGCGUUUGCUGGACAUCCUCUACACCCAGUAUCCCCAGACGAAGGGCCGAGUGGAAUAUGUGAACAUGGGAACGCCCUUAGACACCAACUUCUACUUGGGCAAGACACAGGGCGAGAGUUAUGGCUUGCAGCAGACCUUGGAGAAGACCAACGCGGAUUUAACUUGGCUCUUCGCCAAGCCCAAGGUGCCACACUGGCCAAAGGGUCUUCUCCUCGCAGGGCAAGAUGUCACAGGCGAUGGCUUUGCCCCUGCAGUGGUCUCCGCGAUCUUCGCCAGCUGCGCCGUGGAAGGCUUCGUGCGCGGCUGGUUCAACGUCAUCUCCAUGCUCGGACUCCGUGGCACUUUGAGAGCACUCUUCUGAUUCUGCGACGAAGCGCCUCUCUCUCCAUCGAACAUUGGUCAACUCCUCCGAAAUGGUCGGCGUUUCAUUCGGCGUUGGACCAAUGUUCGGAGGAGAAAUCUUCUAAAGCGGUUCCGGGAGGGCCCACCAAACUCUUCAGGACUGGAUGUUUUGGAAAGUCCCAGAGAAGGGCCAGAAAGACCCCUCAGCUUCGCAUUUUUGUGCCAA
Messenger RNA from Durusdinium trenchii, 2118 nucleotides. Lineage: Eukaryota; Dinophyceae; Suessiales; Symbiodiniaceae. The record is from the annotation of a GenBank genome assembly.